Messenger RNA from Microdochium trichocladiopsis, 1581 nucleotides. Its product is annotated as pyridoxal phosphate-dependent transferase. Lineage: Eukaryota; Fungi; Ascomycota; Sordariomycetes; Xylariales; Microdochiaceae. The record is from RefSeq and is a predicted model, not a curated record. Gene Ontology annotation, biological process: aromatic amino acid catabolic process; L-tyrosine biosynthetic process. Gene Ontology annotation, molecular function: L-2-aminoadipate:2-oxoglutarate transaminase activity; pyridoxal phosphate binding; aromatic-amino-acid:2-oxoglutarate transaminase activity. The coding region runs from base 1 to 1581 and encodes 526 amino acids. The transcript is spliced from 7 exons.
AUGGGGAGCGUUAGCCACCACCGGCAGUCAAUCGACUUGUCCCACCACAUCAAUAGGAAGAGCAAGUCGCGGCACCCGUCACCGCUCAAGGAAAUUGUCCGGUUCAUGGGCGUUGAGGGCAUGGUCAGCCUGGCUGGAGGUCUGCCACAUCAGUCACUGUUUCCCAUUGAGCAAGCGACAAUCCAGACAUUACCGCCUGUCCCGUCCCUGUCCGCGGCGGGCGAGAUCCAACGUUCCGCGGACGAUGUCGUGAGCAUGACCCUGGGGCGAGGUUCUACCCCCGGCGACCUCGACCUCUCGUCAUUCUUGCAAUAUGGAAAUGGUGCUGGUAACAAACAUCUUCUCGAGAUAGUACGUACCAUCACCGACCGCGUCCACGCCCCACCAUGCCAGGACUACGAAGUGCUCCUGAAUGCGGGAAACACCAAUGCCUGGGCCAAGGUGGUCGACCUGCUGUGUGAGGAUGGUGACAUGGUACUUGUCGAGGAGUAUACAUAUCCCUCUGCGCAGGCCUACUCGACUCCGCUUGGCGUCAAGGCCGUCGCCGUUCCAUCAGAUGCCAACGGAAUUAGGGCAGACAAGCUCCGUGAAGUCCUGACGCAGUGGGAUGAGACGGAGCGUGGCUCGCGGAGACCUAGAAUCCUGUACAUGGUCACGGUGGGCUCAAACCCUACAGGAGUGACCAUCUCGGCUCAGCGCAGCAAGGAGAUCUACGAUGUCUGUGUUGAGUUUGACAUAAUCAUCGUCGAGGACGACCCUUACUAUUUCCUCCAAUAUUCAUCAUUCAAGCCGGAAACGUCGCAUAUCAUCGAGCCCAAGCUUGCCACAGAUGACUUCCUCCAGAGCCUUGCCCCCUCGAUUCUCUCCAUUGACACCCAAGGCCGCGUGAUCCGCCUAGAGUCCUUCUCCAAGACCAUCUUCCCCGGCUUGCGUCUUGGCUACUUCGUCGCGAACCCAGUCUUCAUCGAGCGCCUCCACCGUGCCGCCGAGGUCGACACUCAGGACCCAGCUGGCCUGUCGCAGGCAUUCGCUCUCGCGCUUCUCCAGAAGUGGGGGAUCGACGGCUACCUGGACUGGAUGCAGACACUGCGCACGCAGUACCGUGUCCGGCGCGACUGGCUGCUGGCCGCUUUCUGUCAAUCCUUUGACGCCGUGCUGCCCGCCGCCGAGUCGCCACUGCCAGACGCCCAGGGAAGCGUGGUUUGUCUGCGCAAAGCGGACGGCCAGCUGGUGCCCGUAUUCAGCUUUGUCGAUCCGACGGCCGGCAUGUUUGUCUGGACCAAAUUCUACUUUGGUGGCGUGCCGCGGUUUGCAGAGUUGGCCAAAGAUGAGAAGGCGAGCGCGGACCCGGAGCGCGCAUUUGAGAAUGAGCUGUGGAUGGCAUGGGUGCAGGAGCUGGUUCUGCUGACAGCUGGGUCGUACUACCACCCCUGGCAAGGGAAGGACAAGGUCACGACCAAGGAACGCGGCGCACAGCCCGAGACGGCGAACUUCAGAUUCUCGUUCGCAACACCAUCGAAGGAGCAGAUCGAGCUUGGGGUUGAGCGAAUGAAAAAGGUUGUUUGCAAGUAUUGGCUGUAG